GAGCCCGGGCGCUGACUCCCCGCCUCCCCCCCAGGCCCUUAGGCAGCAGCCAUGGCGCCCAGUCGGAAUGGCAUGAUCCUCAAGCCGCACUUCCACAAGGACUGGCAGCGGCGUGUGGCCACGUGGUUCAACCAGCCGGCGCGGAAGAUCCGCAGGCGCAAGGCCCGGCAGGCCAAGGCUCGGCGCAUCGCCCCGCGGCCCGCGUGCGGCCCAGUCCGGCCCGUCGUGCGCUGCCCCACCGUGAGGUACCACACCCGCGUGCGCGCCGGCAGGGGUUUCAGCCUGGAGGAGCUGCGGGUGGCCGGCAUCCACAAGAAGGUGGCCCGGACCAUCGGGAUCUCAGUGGACCCUAGGAGGCGGAACAAGUCCACCGAGUCCCUGCAGGCCAACGUGCAACGGCUGAAGGAGUACCGCUCCAAGCUCAUUCUCUUCCCCAGGAGGCCCUCGGCCCCCAAGAAGGGGGACAGCUCGGCCGAAGAACUCAAAUUGGCCACCCAGCUGAUGGGACCAGUCAUGCCCAUACGGAAUGUCUAUAAGAAGGAGAAAGCCAGGGUCAUCACGGAGGAGGAGAAGAACUUCAAGGCCUUCGCCAGUCUCCGCAUGGCCCGUGCCAACGCCCGGCUCUUUGGCAUCCGGGCAAAAAGGGCCAAGGAGGCUGCAGAGCAGGAUGUCGAAAAGAAAAAAUAAAGCCUUGUCGGCAACUUGUGAUAAA
Messenger RNA from Diceros bicornis minor, 712 nucleotides. It is a transcript of the gene RPL13, whose product is annotated as ribosomal protein L13. The coding region runs from base 52 to 687 and encodes 211 amino acids. Gene Ontology annotation, biological process: translation. The transcript is spliced from 5 exons. Gene Ontology annotation, cellular component: ribosome; cytosolic large ribosomal subunit. Lineage: Eukaryota; Metazoa; Chordata; Mammalia; Perissodactyla; Rhinocerotidae. The record is from RefSeq and is a predicted model, not a curated record. Gene Ontology annotation, molecular function: RNA binding; structural constituent of ribosome.